AUAUGGUUAUAAUGCGUGGAGAGAUGGUCAAAAACCAUCGGAUAUUCUCAAAGAUAUGUGUAAAAAAUACCAAAUUUUCGGACCUCGUUAUGAAGAGAACCGUGUAAUUGUCGACUCCUGUGUUUUCAGCGUCUCCUUAGGAAAUCAAGUGGAAGAAGAACAUUUACACGAAAUUCUGUCUCUGAAAGUGCUGCAUCACUGGCAAUAUAUACCUGUCGUAGGGCGACAUCUUGUCCCAGAGCAUGUAGAAACGAGGUCGCUUUUCAAUCCAGAUGAGCCAGGAAUAGAACGAGGAAAAGUACAAUUAUGGGUGGAUUUGCUGCAGCCUAGCGACAAUCUUCCACCUCCUGUAGACAUUACGCCACGCAAACCGCGUACAUACGAACUGCGGUGUAUCGUUUGGAAUGUUGAGGACAUCAUUCUCACGGAGUACGAUAUCUUUACUGGAGAUACUGUCUCUGACAUUUACAUAAAAGGAUGGCUCACCAGCCCAGAAGAAAGUCAGAAAACGGAUGUCCACUACCGCUCUUUAAACGGCGAGGGAAUGUUUAAUUGGCGAUUCGUUUUCAAAUUUGAAUUUGUCUCUGCGGAAAGAAAAAUUGUGAUUACGAAAAAACGCUCCUUCUCCAGGGAGAUAGUACAGGAAUUAAUUCCUUGCCAACUUUCCUUACAGGCUUGGGAUAAUGAUCGUUUUUCUGCUGAUGAUUACUUAGAUCUGCUCCGCCUCCCUCGAGGCGCCAAGGAAUCUUCCCAGUGCUCCCUGAGGCUUUUGGACGCAAAGGCACCCACCGUUAAUUUGUUCAAAGUGAAGUGCACCAGAGGGUGGUGGCCAUUCCAAGACAUUGUGGCUAAUGCGUCCAUUCUUGUUGGGAAAGUAGAGCUGGAAUUAGAAAUACUGACUGACGAAGAAAGUGCAUUGAAACCUGCUGGUAAAGGACGGUCAGAUCCUGAAAAACUCCCCGAGCCCAAGCGACCGGAUACAUCAUUUUCAUUUUUUCGAAACCCACUACGAGCUUUAAUUCAUUUAACUUGGCAUCGGCAGAAGUGGCGUUAUUUAAAACUUUUAAUUUUAGUUUUGAUUUUCAUUUUCCUGGGUCAUGGAAUAUAUUCCAUCCCGGGAUAUUCAGUGAAGAAAAUACUUGGAGCUUAGUAACGCGUAAAUGAAGUUUGCAAGACCUGGUCUUCGUGACUUACUAUCGAAAUUUUUGUUUUUACAAAAGCAACUAGUUAUUUAAUUAUUCAACUCUUUCAUCCCAAAUAUAUUUGACAUAAUAUGAUGC
Molecule: messenger RNA, 1280 nt
Organism: Gryllus bimaculatus (two-spotted cricket)
Lineage: Eukaryota; Metazoa; Arthropoda; Insecta; Orthoptera; Gryllidae
Source: the annotation of a GenBank genome assembly